Lodderomyces margitis is the source of this 492-nucleotide messenger RNA. RefSeq names its product Sdh4p (gene SDH4). The record is from RefSeq and is a predicted model, not a curated record. The transcript has a single exon. The coding region runs from base 1 to 492 and encodes 163 amino acids. Gene Ontology annotation, cellular component: membrane; mitochondrial envelope. Gene Ontology annotation, biological process: tricarboxylic acid cycle; mitochondrial electron transport, succinate to ubiquinone. Lineage: Eukaryota; Fungi; Ascomycota; Pichiomycetes; Serinales; Debaryomycetaceae. Gene Ontology annotation, molecular function: ubiquinone binding; heme binding.
AUGAUUCCCCUCGCUUUAAAAACAUCCAGGCCGAUGCUAAAGCCUGGGAUCUUAAACUUUGGAAGAUCACUACGUUUAAUGCCCAAUUUCUCGAAAUUAAAACCAAUAGAACAACCACCUGGAUUCAUUGUGGAGACGGUCAACGAGGCAUACGUACCACCAGAUCCAGAUGCAUACGAGGGAUCACACCACUGGAUAUAUGACAGGAUCAUCACUACUGCAAUGGUUCCUUUGAUAAUGACGCCAUUUGUUGCUGGUGUCGAUUACCCCGUUAUCGAUGCUACAUUUUCCACUUUAUUAUUAUUCCAUUGCUACGCCGGUUUCAAGAGUUGUAUAAUAGAUUACAUACCGAAAAGAGUCUACGGUGUUUGGUACGGAGCUGCUUGUAAGUUGUUGACUUUGGGUACAUUUGUGGCCAUGUAUGGAAUAUACGUGUUGGAAACAGCCAACAACGGUUUAUUCGAGUUGAUCAAGAGCAUUUGGUCUGUAUAG